This is a messenger RNA of Conger conger (European conger), 3369 nucleotides long. RefSeq lists its product as uncharacterized. The record is from RefSeq and is a predicted model, not a curated record. Lineage: Eukaryota; Metazoa; Chordata; Actinopteri; Anguilliformes; Congridae. Bases 1 to 3369 code for a protein of 1122 amino acids. Gene Ontology annotation, biological process: regulation of autophagy. The transcript has 12 exons.
AUGAACUGCGAGCACGAGGACGGUGUCACUCUGCGAAAGCCACCCCAGUCUCCGCACCAACUGACAGUACAACAGCAGCAGGCGAGCGACCAGAGGCAUGCACAACGAUCAACAACCCCGGCGAAGCUCAAAAACUCAUUUGCAGCGUCCCUGGCGAAGAUCAAGGCGAGCUCCAGCGCAUCGAAUAAACCCGGCGAUUGCAGCCGGCUGCCCCCGCGGACCCAGUGGAACGGGAGAGACUUGAAACCAGAUAACGGGAAGCAGUCCGGGAAAGCCUUGGUGCCGGUCGCUGGCUCCCAGAUGCCUCGCCGUAAAUUGUCUGGCCCGAGGAAGCUGUCCGAGCGGACCAAUGCCUCUGACGAGCUGACUAAGGAGUCUGAUUGCGUCCCGGACAAGAUUUCGCCCUCCGACAGCAGCCCCGAACUUAUCGAUAAGUUUCCCGACACAAGCAGUAACACGGAAUCUCGCGGUCGCGGCGCGGGGGCAAAUAGGAGAAGCCAAGAGGUGUGUGUCGACGGGCCACCUGUCCCUGAUAGAGACGGGACAGGUGACCAGCAGGUUAAUAUGUCUGUGGGCAAGGACGUUACUGUCUCGCCGGGACGAGAGACUGGACAGGAGAGUCUCUCUCCGAGUGAUGAGCGAUCCUCCGCCUCAUCUGAUAGCCGUCUGAGCUUCAGAGCGUCCUUCGCCCUCUCCGACCUACAAGAGGAGUUAAUCCACGGCAUGCAAGAGCAAUUCGUCAGGGAAAUCGAGGAGCUCAGAUCAGAAAACGAUUAUCUAAAAGACGAGCUGGAGGAGGCGCAGGCGGAGGUGCUGGAGAUGCGGGACGCGUUCCUGGAGGAGGACGCGCUCCAGCUGCGGGCGCUGAGGCAGCAGCUGGACCAGGCCACCAGGGGCUGCCGAAUCCUGCAGUACCGCCUGAGCAAGGCCCAGCGCCGCGGCCUCCGGGCCGCCCGGACCGGCCACCUGGACCAGGACCUCGUCUGCACCCUCCAGCAGGACCUCAAGGUGGCGAAGGGCGUGGCGGCCCGGCUGCACGGGGAGCUGGAGGCCGUGGAGAGGAGGCGGGCCGAGCUGGAGCAGGAGAACACGGGGCUGCGGGAGCGGCUGCAGGAGCUGGAGGUGGCCCGGCAGGUGCUGCAGGCCGAGUGGGACAGGACCAGAGAGAAUUCACUGAAGAGAAAAGGAUCCCGGUCCUCGCUUAAAUCAGAGAAGAAGCUCUUGCCUCAGGAGGACAGCGGCGACCUGCGGUGCCAGCUGCACUUCGCCAAGGAGGAGUCGACGCUGAUGUGCCGCAAGCUGGCGCAGCUGGCGCGGGAGAGCGAGGCCUCGGCGGAGGAGCUGGCGCGCUUCCGCUCGCUGUACGGCCGCGCGGAGGAGGGGCCGGCCGCCGGGGGCCGGCGGGACGCCCGCGCGCGGGAGGCAGAGCUCCGGCUCCACCUGCAGCUGGUGGAGGAGGAGGCCGGCCUGCUCAGCCGCCGCGUCGUGGAGCUGGAGGCGGAGAACCACGGCCUGCGGGCCAAGGUGGAGGAGAGGCAGGCUGCUAACGCUGCGGUCCAGGAUGACAACCCCUCACCUGUGGAUGCCCUGGACGGCGACAACUCUGUAGGAUUGAAGAAUCAGAAGGGGUGCUGGGUGGACCAGCCCAGAUGGGACCGUGGUCUGCAGACCCGACUGCAGCACAAGCAGGCCAGGCAGGAUGGCCUGCUGCUCCUCUCCCUGCAGCUGCGCUGCUUCCUCAAGCACUGGCGCCAUGGCAACGGGCUGGAGCCGGAGCAGAGGGGGCGGGGCUUCCUGGAGGUGAACGGUGUGAACGGCCUGCAUCUGCUGAGGGAGGAAGAGGGCCAUGCUGCCCACCGGGGGGACGGUAGUUCCCCCUCGGCUGGAGAGAAUCCCCUCCCACUGGAUAAUCACAAACAUACUCUCCCACUGGAAAAGCACACGGAGGUUCGGGGUACGGAGGGUACCCUGCUGGAGCUGAAGGGUGUUCUGCAGGAGCUGACUGCAGAGAUGCUGGCGGAACGGCAUGCGUCCCGGGACCUCGCCCAGAAACUCUCCUGCGCCAAAUCUGCCUGGGAGGCUGAGAGGACUGCGCUCCUGAGUCCUCUCCUCCACCAGGUUCUGCAGGGUGAGAAAUCAGAAAUGGACACUGACAUAGGACCAGAAGCAAAAGGAGCUGACCUGCACAGGAUUAAACAUCUGUCCCCCUCCAUGCACAGGAGACAGGCUGUGGGGCCCAGGGGCCAGUUCGGGCCCCUGAGGAGCGGGCGGUACCAGGAGAGGGCCGAUCUGUACCGGACCUGGGCCGAGCCCCUCAGCGCCGGCGGCUUGGCGGGUGUGGACGGGGUGAGGAGGAGCCACACGGCGCCUGAGAGGACCGGCCUGCGGCUCUACUUCAGCCCCCCGGCCCUGCGCCGAGCCCAGCGCUGCCCCCUGGAGGCCAACCUGAGCGAUGACAUGAAGGAGAGGACGCUGGGAAGGCGCUGGGCUGACGCCGCCUGCCAGACGGCGGGCAGGGCCGGCGCUGUGGGCGUGGCCAGCGUGGCUCUUCAGACGGAGGACCCCGCCUCCUCCCGCCCCCCUCGUCGCCCCCUGUCCGACCCCCUGGAGAGGGCCCUGGGGCCACCCCGCUCCCGCACCCCAAAACUGCAGCGCAGGGUCUCCUCGUCCUCCCAGCCCCUCUCCACCUCCUCCUCCACCCUGACCACGCCCUCCGCCUCCUUCUGCUCUUCCUCCUCCUCGGUCUCCUCCUCCUCGUCCUCGGCUGCCCUCGCCGGCGCCCCCCUGUGGCGGUCGGCGCGGGGGCAGAGUGGCUCGGCCUGGGCGCGCGGGCCCCGUAGCGGGGACGGGCCGGGGGCCGGCAGGGGCGCCGGGGGCCGGUCUGACACGCGGGCCGGGGCGGGGCAGAAGUGCGGCAUCGUGCAGGAGUUCUUCAGGAGCGUGUGCGGGCGGGGCCAGCUGCCUGCCGCGGGCGGGCAGGGCAGGGGCGGGGCCGGGGGCGGGGCCGGGGCGCGGGGGAAGCCGGAGAGGGCCGCCCCACGCGUGCCCGUGCCCGCAGGAAGUGACAGCGUCGUCACGAGCGUCGUCAACAAGCGCUUCCUGCGGCACAGCCUGAGGGAGGAGCCCGGCCGCGGGGGCGGGGAGAAGAGCGGGGGCGGCCCCGCCCUGGAGGACCCUGCCUGCGACUGCACCUCUCGCUCCCUGGCCUCCUGCUUCGCCCGCCCGUCUCGCUCCGGCAUUCCCCACGCCCCGGGCCAGUGCCGGCUGCGCUCGCCGAAAUGCUGCCAGUCCUCCCGGGAUAGGCACAGCCAGCCGAUGAGUGACGCAACACCGGGCCAAUCACAGCAGUCCUCAGUGCCGCAGCCCUGA